AUGCACCAAUACAUCAGCCACGAACUAGACACCCGCUACAAAACCCAAGAUCCCUCCGACAAAAACAUAAAUACAUCCCGUAGCAAAUCCAUAAUAGACCUAGCCCUCACCUCCUACAUCUCACUCCACCACAAAUCAGAUUCCACCAAGACGAUGGAUCCUAAAUUCAAAGCCCUCGCAAUCUCACAAAUAAGAACAUUCCUCUUCGCCGGCCACGACACAACAAGCAGCACACUCUCCUACACCUUCCACCUCCUCUCCCUGCACCCCUCCCCCAUCGCCCUCCUCAUCGCCGAACACAACGGCAUCCUCGGUCCCACCCACGACACCAAAACUCUCUCCGCAAAACUCUCCUCAAAUCCCCAUCUCCUGAAUCAACUACCCUACACAACAUCCAUCCUCAAAGAAACACUCCGUCUCUACCCCCCCGCAUGAACCACCCGCGCCGGCCUCCCCGGCCUCUCCAUCUCAUCUUGUGGACAGCAACUACCUACAGAAACCUUUCUGGUGUGGAUAAACUCCUACUCCCUCCAUCGCUCACCCACAUACUGGGACUCGCCAGAUUCCUUCCUCCCUGAGCGAUGGCUCGUUCCUGCCCCUCAUGAGCCUUUUCUUCACCCCGUCCCUGUCAAAGGCGCGUUCCGACCCUCUGAGGAGGGGAAGCGGAGUUGUAUUGGCCAGGAAUUGGCGAUGAUGGAGAUGAAAGUUGUGCUUGUGAUGGUUGUUAGGGGGUUGGGGGUGAGGAGCGUGUAUGAGGAGUUUGAUGGGAUGGGUGCUGGAAAGGGGAUGGAUGGGAGGGAGGGGGUGAAGAUGGUGCAGGGGGAGAGGUCGUAUCAGGUUCUUAGGGGGAGUGCGCGGCCGAGGGAUGGGAUGCCUUGUCUGGUGGAGGUGAGGGAGCGGGUGGAGUGA
Molecule: messenger RNA, 909 nt
Organism: Hymenoscyphus albidus
Lineage: Eukaryota; Fungi; Ascomycota; Leotiomycetes; Helotiales; Helotiaceae
Source: the annotation of a GenBank genome assembly